Messenger RNA from Aureobasidium namibiae CBS 147.97, 2328 nucleotides. RefSeq lists its product as uncharacterized. Gene Ontology annotation, molecular function: zinc ion binding; transcription cis-regulatory region binding; DNA-binding transcription factor activity, RNA polymerase II-specific. Bases 1 to 2328 code for a protein of 775 amino acids. Gene Ontology annotation, biological process: positive regulation of transcription by RNA polymerase II. The record is from RefSeq and is a predicted model, not a curated record. Lineage: Eukaryota; Fungi; Ascomycota; Dothideomycetes; Dothideales; Saccotheciaceae. Gene Ontology annotation, cellular component: nucleus. The transcript is spliced from 2 exons.
AUGACUAUGGCGUGUAUCAAGCCAGAGGCCGAUAUUGGUCUCGAGACCAAGCCGACUGUCAGGAAACGCCGAAGGAGGACGACAACCGCAGGUGCGGCCGACGACUGCUUCAUGUGCCAGAAACGGAACGCUCCGUGUGACCGCAGGAGACCGUACUGCGGGCAGUGCCUCGAAAUAGGAAAAGACUGCUCUGGAUACAAGACGACGUUGACAUGGGGUGUGGGUAUUGCCAGUCGCGGAAAGCUGCGAGGCUUGACAUGUCCUGUGGCCGAGAAGACCGACGGCCCGGUCGGUGUUACCAAACGCAAUAGUGUUUCGCAAUCUCGAAGGAAGUCAUCGACGAACGUACCUGCUUCGGAGAGGCCUAUACCUCCUCGCAUAAACCUAGAUACCAAUACCGUCGCACCAUCCUCUCACGAACCUCUACACACGCCAUCGUACGGCUUACUAUCACCGCUCGACGCUCAACAACCCAUCUUUUGGCAACCUCUGCAGCAAUAUGCAAAUCCCGAAUUGCCCUCGCCGACCUCGCCGUACGACAAUAUCCCUCUGAUCCACCAGAGAAAUCCCGCCGAGUAUCCCUUGACACCAGUUUCCUUGUCAUACAAUGAUGGCCUGCAGUCUUCUGCUAAUUACGGCUUGGUGGAGCCUUCGCCUGCGUCUUGUUCCGGUUCCUAUCCACCGCCAUCGAACUUUUAUGCCGAUCAACCUCUCGAUGCCCCUAGUGUCGCUCAAGACCUGACUUUCUCCCAAAGUCAAGACGCCUUUUCCUUUGAGCCUACGUACAAUGCCAAAUUGAACAUAUCAAUUCCAAGAGCUAUGGCUACUUCGUUGUUCUAUCAUCUCUCGCCAAGGAUGCAAUAUCUAUUGAACUACUACGACAAGCACAUCUGUUCUGUUCUGGUCGCCUUCGACGAUACCAUCAAUCCAUAUAGGAUGCACAUUCUUCAGCUUGCAACACAUAAUGAGGGUCUUCAAAACGCUCUUGCAGCGCUUUCGCUGAACAACAUGCGUAUGCGCCUGCACAAGAGAGCGCCUGUCAGCGGCUUUAUCGAAGAGUUGGAUAGUUCGCAGCAGGAUGAAAAUAACAGUAUCCUAGCUCGGCCGACCCCCGAGGAAAGCUACUAUAAGAGCGUGUCGAUCGGUCAACUGCAGGCUCAGUUGGCUGAUGCGGUCAGCGCUCAGGAUGAUUCGGUUCUCGCCAUCUUGCUCAUUCUCUGCUUGUUCCACGUCAGUGACAGUGGAUUUUCCAAAUUUAAAACGCAACUGGAGGGCGUGCAAAGGCUGCUCUCUAUGCGCGAUCCAGGUGUAAGGACCGGCUUUAUUGGUUGGGUUGAGAUGUUCUUCGCCUGGUUCGAUGUCAUGACAUCGACAGUGAAUGACAGAGAGACUGAGAUCCAAGGCGACCGUCUGGAUAUGCUCCAUUAUUCUUCUAAUCUUGGUGCCCUGGAGCAGUUCUCGGGAUGUGAUGGUCGUUUGUUCAAAUUGAUUGCCCGCCUUGGACGCUUAAAUCUUCUGUCACAGAGUCGCCCUGUGCGCCCUGACCCUCGAAAUUCAAAGGCAUCGUACGGCGCCACAUCGACUCCAAAGUACAAGGACCAAAACACUUUCCCCACUACGAGAGUUUGGCGUCCACAGGUUGACCCUGUGGACUUUAGCCGACUUGAUGGCAACGGUUGGGGUGCCUUGCUAGCAGAUCUACCCGAGGACCUCGAUACAGUAUACAGAGAAGCUUCAGAUACCCGGCAAGAGUUCUGGAAGGAGUGGCAUGAUAUCCGAUCCCGCCUAGAGACUUGGUCCAUGGAUAGUCCUUGUUUGUCGCCCACAGCACCCGACACCUCGGCAGCAUCGCUUGAGCUUGGGCAACGAGACCUGACACACAUCAACGAAUCUUUCCGUUCAUCGGCUCUGUUGUACACUGAACGUCUUGCGCACCCUUUCUUGCCAUCGUCGUCUCCUAAAUUCCAGGCACACGUGCGCAACGCUCUUUCACACAUAGCUGCAUUGGACAUCACUUCGUGCGUCAACAAAUUCUUGCUCUGGCCUCUGUUCAUCUCAGGGACUGAGUGCGUGGACGCAGCCGAUCAGGCACUCGUACGCGAUAGGUGUAUAGAGGUACAAAUUGAAAGCGGGUUCUUCAACAACUUGUCUGUUCUAGACGUCCUCGAGAAGGUCUGGGCCGAGAACGAUACUCAGGAUGCACAGGACGCAGAUGUUGAUGAAGUGCAACGCCGCCGAGACAGUGCUAAGGAGAACGGAGAUCGUAUACAAGCGUUCAGAUGGAGAAAGGCUAUGGACAGGGUCGAUGGUGAAUAUCUUGUCAUCUGA